Messenger RNA from Epinephelus moara (kelp grouper), 1356 nucleotides. RefSeq lists its product as uncharacterized. Gene Ontology annotation, molecular function: ubiquitin-protein transferase activity. The transcript is spliced from 4 exons. The record is from RefSeq and is a predicted model, not a curated record. Lineage: Eukaryota; Metazoa; Chordata; Actinopteri; Perciformes; Serranidae. Bases 421 to 1356 code for a protein of 311 amino acids.
CCAGUUGCAACCAAGCUCCAAAAACAAAGAGCAGCUUCUGAGACUGUGACAGCACAAGGUCCAGGAAAAUCACAUCCCUCUCAUUCAACCCCAACAGACAUUAAAAAAACUCACACUGGCCAGGGGCAGGACACCAACACAAGUGAUCAUGAUGAAGUCUGGAAUCAUCUCCAGCCUUUUAAUGAUUUCCCUGACUCCUGCUUUGAAAUUAUUGACCUGACCAGAGCAGUCCCUAAUGCCUCUCCACAAACAGAGCCUGACCACAUCUGUCGCGUUACUUUUGAAGAGGUUCCAGAAGUAGACGAGGCAGAUACAGUUGUAUGGGAUCCAGAAGAGGACCUUGGCAGAGCAGAUGGAGAUGAGACAGUUGUGAUCACAUUGGAUAACGUCAACAGUGAGGAUGUCACACAGAGUGCUGAGAUGAAUGGAGUGACUAUGCAGGCUUUCCAACUCCCAUUGCCCUCAGCUAAUGACCUGCCUACACUAGCUGUGCAGUCCAUACAUGGGGAGGAAGUGCAAACUGCACAGGACAGUGGACUGAAUCUUUUACCACAAGAUUUGCCCUCACAUUCAAGCAGCCUGCUUUCCCCAUCAACCUCACUUGACUACCCAGGAAAUCCUGAGAGCACACGACGUGCAUCAAUUUGCAGGAUAAAGGUUGUUGAAGAUCUUUUGGCUGUAUUUAUGGACAGCAGCAUAAUACAUUUGACUCUAAAGAUGGACUUUGUAAAUGAAAAAGCUAUUGAUGAUGCUGGAGUGUCAAGGGAGGUUUACACUGCAUUCUGGGAACAGUUUCUUGAACAGUGUGAAGGGGAAACAGAGCGAGUGCCAAGGCUGAGGCCAGAUUUCUGUGAGGCUGAAUGGCAAGCAGUUGGACGGAUCUGGGUGAAAGGAUUAUUAGACCACGGUGUCAUGCCAGUGAGGCUAUCAAAGGCUUUCAUUUUAGCCUGCAUCCAUGGCAUCGAUUCAGUUGAUGUAGACAUCCUGAUGACAUCAUUUCUCAACUACCUUCCUCCUGUUGAGAGAUCAGCUGUUGAGAAGGCUCUCCAGGGCACAAUGGAGGAAAGUGAUGAAGAGGACUUGCUUGACCUCUUUACAAGGAUGGGUUCCCAUUUCCUACCUCCAAAGAACAGCAUGCAACCUGCCAUAGAAACAAUGGCUCACAAAGCCAUUCUACAAGAGCCAAAAUAUAUAGUUGAUUGCUUCUCCACACCCAUGGCACUUGUACAGCAGAAACUAUCAGACAAGGAAAAGUGUUUGUCUCUGUAUGAGUCAAAGAAAGCCACAGCUCUUACCCUGAAUUUCGAGUUUGACAACAUCCUGUCCAGUCACUAUUUUGAAAUGGACAUCCUGUGA